CAGAGUUUCGGCCUGCUCGCGAGCUCGAACGAUGGCUCCGACUGCGUUCAAGGACAUUGGAAAGCUGUGCUCGGACCUGCUCUCCAAGGACUACAAGACCGGCAGCAAUUCGGUCGAGGUCAAGUCCAAGGUCCCCAACGGCAUCACAUUCACGCCCAAGGCGGACAAGACGGGCGACAAAUUCUCGGGCAGCCUCGCCGCCAAGUCUGCGGUGCCCGGCGGCGCUGACCUCGAGGUGACGCUGAAGACGUCGGGCGUCAUGUCGGCGUCGCUCGAGGCGGCCAACAUGAUGAAGGGUCUCUCUCUGACGCUGGACUGCGAGACGCCGGCGCCCGGCAAGCCGGGCCUGCUCUCGUCGGGGAAGGGGACGCUCGACUACAAGACGGACGCCCUCACUGCCAAGGGCUCCUACGACUACUACCGAGGCAGCCACCGCAGCUCCACCACCGCAGCUCCUGCCACCACCGCAGCUCCCCUCCCGCUUUCACACCACGCGCCAGCUAUGCAGCUAUAUAGUGAGGGGAGGGUUGCAGCGCUCACGUUUGGCGCGUGCGCGGACUACUCCGUCUCCAAGUCGUCGCUGAGCAAGUACGCCGCGGCGUGCCAGUACGUAGCGCCCGACUUCACCGUGUGCGCGAAGCUGAACGAGGCCCUCGGCAAGCCGGGCGGGAUGGUGUACGCGGGCUCGUACUACCACAAAGUUGGCACCGAGGUGAGCAAGGCGGCCAAGAAAGACGCGGUCUCUCUCGCGUUCGGCUGCCAGUACAAGCUCGACAAGGACCUGACUGUCAAGGGCAAGGUGGACGCCGACGGCAUGCUCUCUGCCUCGUACAAGCACAAGCUCUCAAACAUCUCGACCCUCACCCUCGCCACCGUCAUCGACACGGUCCACCUCGCCGAGUCGUCAAAGCACAAGUUCGGCCUCGCCCUCAACCUCACCCCCUGAGGCGCCGCCGCGCCGCCGUCGCUGCCGUCGCGGCAGCGCGGCGGCGAAGCAGCCGCAAUGGCACGCCGGGGGCGGCGCGGGGCGCUGCCAACGUCGCGCCGGGGGCGACUGCGCUCGGCCCGGCGCUCUCGCGCGGAGCGACGGGUGCGGGGGCGCGGGUCCGGCACCGCCCGGACGCAGCGGCGAGCGGUGGGCGCGCGCCGGUGUGGCCCUGUGGCUGUGCAAGAUCUUCCUACGUUCGCGUCCGACCCACCUCGCUGUCCCGGGACGCACACGUGCACAUCUCACGUCCCUCGACACGUCGAGAACCGCAAAAUAUAGGAAUUCCAGUCCGCAUGAACUCAAACGUAAAGCGGUAGUCUGAAGUGC
Messenger RNA from Emiliania huxleyi CCMP1516, 1315 nucleotides. RefSeq lists its product as hypothetical. Gene Ontology annotation, biological process: monoatomic anion transmembrane transport. Gene Ontology annotation, molecular function: voltage-gated monoatomic anion channel activity. The transcript is spliced from 7 exons. Gene Ontology annotation, cellular component: mitochondrial outer membrane. NCBI's taxonomy places the organism in Eukaryota, Haptophyta, Isochrysidales, Noelaerhabdaceae. The record is from RefSeq and is a predicted model, not a curated record. Bases 32 to 946 code for a protein of 304 amino acids.